AUGCGCUUCGGUUUCUUUGCCGUACUUUUUGCUGCAUCAACUCUCUUGGCAUCCGCUGCUCCACUCCCCAGCCCUAUGAAGGGACCCGCCACACAUGCAAAGUGGGAAGAGCAUCACCGUUCAGAGGCCGCCAAACAUGCGGAGUCAGCAAGACAAUUCCGGGAUGUAGCCGAAAUACACAAUAAUCACGCCUGGAUGGCAGCAGCCAGGGGUCGUGACAACUCUUCAGAUGUUCGUCUAGCCAAGAGCAAUAGGAAGCUAUCAAGGGAACAUGCGGAUGCCGCUGCCAAACACCAGAGUGCGGCUAACUGGCAUUCUCAACAGAAUCCCCAUCUUCUUUGGUCACCACCACAUCCGCGAAGCAUAGACGAAUUGGAUUAG
Serendipita indica DSM 11827 is the source of this 381-nucleotide messenger RNA. Lineage: Eukaryota; Fungi; Basidiomycota; Agaricomycetes; Sebacinales; Serendipitaceae. The record is from the annotation of a GenBank genome assembly.